AUGCCUGCGACAAAUGACGAAUUGAUUGUUUAUACAAAUAGUCGAAAUGGUUUAGGAAUUAGAAUAAUUGGUGCAAAAAAACCCAUCAAACAAUCCGGAAUAUUCAUUAAACAAUUACUCGAAGAUGGCCUGGCACAGAGAGAUGGAAGAUUGAAAGUUAGUGAUCAAAUUAUUUCAAUCAAUGACGAAUCAUCUGUUGGUAUAACUCGUGAACAUGCUGUUGAUCUGUUACGUUCAGCUGCAGCAACAAAUCAAGUUCGUUUGUUAAUUCGACAUGGAAAUCAAUCUGAGUAUCUUAAAUUACUUUAUGAUGAAAAAUCAACUGAUGAUGAAACCUAUCAUCGCUAUUAUCAACAACAGCAACGGCACCACUAUCAUCACUACAGGAAUAACCGAAAUAAGCAUAUUAGUGAAGAACAACAAACACCACGGGGAACUCGUCGACACCAUCAACAGAAUCAUAACAGCAAACAUCUUGUCGAUCAAGAUUCAGAACUCGAACCAACUAAUUUAUCAGAAAAUGCACUGAAUUUUCUGUUAAAUUCAAGCUUUAAAAUAAAUGAUUUGAUUGAUUUACUAAAGAAAUCAUAUGAUAUUGAUCGUCAUCAAGAAAAAGAUUUAUUAUCUCAUUUUUCCUCAUUAAUGAUGUUAGAUGAUCGUAUUUCAUUACGAGAUUUUGAACGUCAAGCGAGUGUAAUUUUGAACGAGAACAUCAAUCUUUUACAACCAUUCUACUCUAGCUCGAAUAAUUCGACAUCCACAUCAUUAGUUCAAGAUUUUCGUUUUCAAAUUUCACAAUGUCCACAAACAAUUCAAGAUUUACAACAAAAAAUUCUUACUUGUGAACAAACACAACGUUUAUCACAAGAAAUUGAACUUGAAUAUGAAGAUUUAUUAAAAUAUCUUUACGAUCAAAUAAAACAAUAUAAACUAUCGGAAAUAAAAUAUGAUAAAAAAUUACAAAUUCAAAAUUCAUUUAUACAAAAACUAUUUUCCUACAUACCACAAAACUGUCAAGAUAUGCCACAAUUGAAAUAUGAAUAUCAACAAGUUAUAUUGCAACGAUCAUCCGUAAAACCUUUGUCAACGACGACGACGACAACUACACCAACUACUUCACCAAUACUUCAGAAACAAAGAUAUUCACAAUAUUAUCCAGGACGAGGAACAGAAAAGAUAUAA
This is a messenger RNA of Didymodactylos carnosus, 1182 nucleotides long. Lineage: Eukaryota; Metazoa; Rotifera; Eurotatoria; Philodinida; Philodinidae. The record is from the annotation of a GenBank genome assembly.